AUGCGGAGAUGGUUUAGCAGCACUUUGCUUAGGCAUAACCAAGGGAACCAGCCCAAUCUCAAUCCACACAGCUACUUCUACAAGGUUCUUGCGGUGCCUCUUUUGAAAGUCGGUACCGUCAGUCUCGGAACAUUUUACGGGCUUAAGUUUCUCUGGCUCUAUCUCGAAGAUGACGAAAACGACGUGAAGUCUGAGAAGUAG
Ogataea haglerorum is the source of this 201-nucleotide messenger RNA. RefSeq lists its product as uncharacterized. Lineage: Eukaryota; Fungi; Ascomycota; Pichiomycetes; Pichiales; Pichiaceae. The transcript has a single exon. Bases 1 to 201 code for a protein of 66 amino acids. The record is from RefSeq and is a predicted model, not a curated record.